Molecule: messenger RNA, 2309 nt
Organism: Chara braunii
Lineage: Eukaryota; Viridiplantae; Streptophyta; Charophyceae; Charales; Characeae
Source: the annotation of a GenBank genome assembly
GUAAGUUAGUAUGGAAACGGGCUUCGGUAGUAGGAUAGGAGUAGCGUAGGUCACAACGAUGAGCUACUGGGUCUUAAAAGACCUGCAGGCUUGUCCUGUAAGCUAAGCUAUGAUGCUUUCAGAUACUGCCGAGAGUAAUGUUGAGGAUCCGCGGCCUCUAAUGCUGCAAUUCUUCCACACCGAACAAGAGUGCAGAAGGGGAGGAGGAGCUCAGCCACGUGGAACAGGAACAGCACAGUCGGAGCAGAUUCACAGACAACAGCAAGGACCGACAACAUCGUCGAAUGGAGGCAAUCAAGUGUCGGGAUACCAUGGUCCGAUGGGCCCAAGACCGGAAACGACAAGGCAGCCAUCCGGUGUGCACGCUGGACAACUCCAAGUGAAUCCGACAUUCUCCCCACAAGGGGGUGGGGAAGGGCAGCAGAGUGGACAUGGGACACUAAAUGGUCAAUAUCAAGCAAGGGGAUUUCCGCCCCUAGACGGACAAGGAGGAAUGGGUCAGACAGGAGGAGGGCUGUCAGCUCAGAUGGGUCAGAUGUUAGGCAGUAUGAACAUGGGAGGAGGAGAGGGAGGCACAGGUUUCGCUCAGCCACAAGGUGUGCAUCCAAUGCCAUGGCAAGGAGGAGCAACCUCGGAAUGGCUGUUAGCAAACGGAAUCCACCCCGCUCUCUGGGUGGGCAUGAUGGGUAGACAAGGCACAACUCCAAUGUUGUAUCAGCAAGGGACGCAGGCGGGGCAGCAAGGAGCAAGCGGGGUAGGUUCGGAUACCGAUACGCCCAUUUCCCCUAUUCGGAGGGACCCAAGCAGGAGGAAUGACAAACAAGGGGCAAAAUUCCCAAUCAGGAGCAAAGACUCGAAAUCCAGGAAAGCAGAGACGUCUGAGUACAGCAUCACAGGUCGCACUCAUGCCGGAGCCGUCAGGAGCGUAAAGACUGUCGAAGAGUGGCUCGGAGAAGUCGGUUUCGGGGACACAACCGGAAGAAGCAAGAGAGCGAGGAUCAAAGCAUGGAUACACGAAAACAAGAUCUCGAUAGUCUGCUUCCAGGAGACGAAGCUAAAUAAUGAGAAGAUUGGGGAGAUGGGGAGAUGGUGGGAUGACCCUCAAAUCUGGGCAGCAGCGAGGGGAACGAGGGGAGAAGUGGGAGUACUAAUCCACCGGAAUCUAGAAGCAAUAAUGGAGGACUAUCACUCAGACUUGUGGGGCAGGUGGGCUUGGGUGAUCCUAAGCCAAGGUGGGUUUAGAUGGGGCGUGGCUACUGUCUACGCACCAGUGGAUAGAAAGGAGAGGUGUUCGUUCCUGGAGGAACUACGAGUAUCCCUGCCGAACGUGGACGAGCUAGUGAUUGGUGGGGACUGGAACAUGUCCCUGGAUGCUUUUCCGAAUCAGGCGACGAAGGGAUGCCCGAAAGAUGUCCUAGCUCUAGUGGACUUUAUGUCGGACAUGGACUUACAUGACGCAUAUAGGGACCUACAUCCAGCAGAGGAGGGAUACACCUGGUUCACACACCAGGGCAAAGGUAAGCGGCUGGACUACAUCCUUACAAGAGGAGAUACCAGAGAAAGGCCGAUCGGUAUUGCAGAAAACUCCAACCCAAUCUCGGACCAUAAACCAGUGGUAGGAGUCUUCAACUUCGGACAGGAGAACCCAAAGUGCAAGGGAUACUUCAAGCUAAAUGUGCUGAACCUCAGAGAUAAGGAACUCAACCAAUGGACACAAGAUUAUUGGAGAAGAUGGGAGAAUCAAAAGGAGAGGUUUGCCACACUGGCAGACUGGUGGGAGGUGGGGUCCAGAAUCCUAUCCAAUAUGUUGAAUGUCUUCUCUCGAGUCUUAGCACAAAACAGAAACAAGGAAGAGGAAAGAUGCUGGAGGAAAGUGCUACAGGCGGAGGAGAAGAUGAAGCAACAUUCAAUCUCAGAGCUAACUUGGGGAAAAGAGAGGGUCAGAAGAUUGGCAAUUUGGGACCAGAAACAGCAAGAGAAAUCCGAGGUUUGGGCGGAAAGGACAAAAGUUAAAGGGCUGGAGGUUUAUGACAGGAUGACGAAGGAUACCUUUCAAAAGUUGGUGUCGGCAAGAACGGGGCCAACGGUGAAGGAACUGAAGCAUCCAUUUGAAAAAGAAGAACCAGUGGCUGCCCAGCCGAAGGACAUCUGGAGGUACGCGACACUGUACUACAAAGAUAUUAUGACAACUCGAUGGUCGGGAGAAGGGCAGAUGCAGAUCUAACGCAGGGAUCCACACACUGGGACAAUACAACAGCUAGACUCUCAACUCAAGGAUGGCUAGACCUGGAUAAACCUAUUACGAAAGA